This is a messenger RNA of Penaeus monodon (black tiger shrimp), 1199 nucleotides long. RefSeq names its product cilia- and flagella-associated protein 251-like. The record is from RefSeq and is a predicted model, not a curated record. NCBI's taxonomy places the organism in Eukaryota, Metazoa, Arthropoda, Malacostraca, Decapoda, Penaeidae.
ACGCCGCAGCGGCCGACGAGCGGGCCAAGGCAGGCCCGGCCAGCAGGGAGCGAGAGGAGGAGGAGGAGGCCGGCGACGCGAUAACUCGAGCGGACGCGGCGACGACGCUCCCGGACGAGGCUGCCAGAGGGACGCCGUCCGACGCCAAGCAGUUCAGGAUAUACCAGACCAUUACCAGAAAGGUGCAGAAGCUCCUGUUCAGGAAGCAAGGAGUUCAAGAGGAGAAGGAGGUUAAGGACGAGGAGGUAGCGGAAGAAGGGGAAAAGGACGAAAGGGAAGGAGAAGAAGAAAAGGAAGUAGAAAAGGAAGAAGAAGAGAAGGCCGAAAAGUCGCCCCUUCUUCAAGAGCGCGACGAGGAAGAAGCGAAAGAACAGGUGCCGAAAGACAGAAGGGAAGAGAAAGGGGGGGAGGAAACCCGAGGGAGAAGAGAGGAGUCCGAGGGAGGAGCUUGAGAAGAAGAGUGUCAGCGAGGAGCGCGAGGAGGCAGGAUACGGCGAGGGAGUGCAGGAUGGCGCCAGGGAGAGCCCUGUGAGUGAGAAGCAUGGCGGCAGCGAGGACGCAUGGAGAGAGGUGACAGACAAGGAGAAGGAGGAGGAGGAGAAAGAGCAAGUAGAGAAAGGAGCCGAUGAGAGUAAAGCGAGCGCAAAGGAGCCGAGGAAAGGAUCUAUGACCUCGUGGAAGGCGAGGAGGAGAGAAGGGAGGCAGAGGAAGUGAGCGAGGAGCCGCAGGUCGCGAGCUCGCGGGCCUCCCCAAAGGAGAUUGACGACCCUCAGCGGCGCCCUUGGCCGUGAGCGAAGGCAUCUACGUGAGUGACCGCCUCGUCGUGAGCACCUGCGACCUCGCCAGCGACGGCGAGGUGCUCGGGGUCGUCCGCGAGGGCGAGGAGCACAUCUACGAGGUCCCGGCCGACCUCGUGCGCGAGGCCCAGCUCCACCUCCUGGUGCUGAGGGCGGCCGGCGCGCCCUCACGCCCUCUCCCGGCCAGGAGGAGGGCAGGCGGAGGAGGAAAGAGGACGUGGUGAUCGUCCGCCGCAGGAGGAGGAAAGGUGCCGAGGGAGAACAGGAGGAGGAGGAGGAGGAGGAGCUGGUGAGCGUGGUGAGGAGGUCCCGCACGGAAAGCUGCAGCAGCUCGGUGAGUGAGGGCAUGUAGGCGAGGAGUCGGUGGGGCGAAGGAGGCGAAGGGCCCGGGGUGGAGGGGAG